Messenger RNA from Penicillium robsamsonii, 768 nucleotides. RefSeq names its product metallo-beta-lactamase type thioesterase encB (gene encB). Gene Ontology annotation, biological process: secondary metabolite biosynthetic process. The record is from RefSeq and is a predicted model, not a curated record. NCBI's taxonomy places the organism in Eukaryota, Fungi, Ascomycota, Eurotiomycetes, Eurotiales, Aspergillaceae. The coding region runs from base 1 to 768 and encodes 255 amino acids. The transcript has a single exon.
AUGCAACUGCAAGGCACCAAUACGUAUGUCAUCGGCACCGGACUAGAUCGCCUUUUGAUCGACAGUGGACAAGGUCGUCCAGGUUGGGUGCUGCUGCUGUCGUCCUUGGCGAAAAAACAGAGUUUCAAGAUCUGCAAGGUGCUGCUGACGCACUGGCAUCUCGAUCACACCGAAGGAGUGCGGGAUCUGCUACGAAUGAAUCCGGAACUGAAAGAUGCGAUUUACAAAUACGACCCUGACCCUUGCCAGCAACCUAUCACCGAUGGGGAUAUCUUUGCCGUGGAGGGAGCGACGGUCCGAGCAGUGUUUACACCGGGGCAUUCCGCCGAUCAUGUCUCAUUUCUCCUGGAAGAAGAGACUGCCAUCUUCACGGGAGACUGCUUAUUAGGUCACGGCACAACGGCAGUGGAGAACCUAGAGCAGUAUAUGCAAAGCUUGCUCAAGAUACGGGGGCUAAAUUGUCGGAUUGGGUACCCGGGCCAUGGAGCGCCGAUUGUCAGCCUGCAAAGCCGGCUGCUAGGGGAGAUUGACCAGAGACAACGUCGCGAACGGAAAAUGCUGCUUGAUUUGGAAUCUCACGAGGGUGGUUCUGCAACUGAGGCAGAGUUGAUCGAGGCGGCGUUUGGGAAGAAAGUUCCCGAGAUCGUCCGGGAAAAUAUCCUUGCACCACACGUAAAGGAGAUUCUCAUGAAGAUGGCACGCGAGAAACGAGUUGGAUUUCGAUCCAAAGGGGGACAGAAGCACUGGUUCAUCAAUAAGACCCACUAA